CUAGGGGUCUCCCUUCGAUUCCAGCGCGCACAGCCUUCACCUCUCGCUGGUUUACUGUCCUAGUGAAAUCUCGCGUGUCCGGCCUUCUCUUCCUCUUUCUCACCCAGCUCGGCAAGAUGGCAGUCGGCAAAAAUAAGCGGCUGACUAAAGGUGGCAAAAAAGGUGCCAAGAAGAAGAUGUAAGUAGAAAUACAUGGCGGGCUGGCAGCGUAGGUUCCCGGGGAUGCGAUCACGGUGUCGGUGUUGGUGAGGGGUGCAGGAUGGCUGUGAUAUAGGACGGAUGUUAGGCGGUAGUACCCCGGCUCCAUGAUCUGCAGCCAUGGCUGGUGCGCGCUAUGGUGCGCUGAUACAGCCACAUACAUGGCAUUGCUCAUUGUAUUGCUAUAGGGCCCUGUGUCCCUGCCUCUGGGGGUCCCUGCCCCUGCUGUAUGGCUUGCAGAGGCCCUGGGUAGGAUCAUGUCCCAUGUCUGGGCCUGCUAGGCUGAGCUUACAUUCCCUACACAUGGGCUGCCUGCAUGUGAUCUGUGUCUGUCCUAUACCCUUCCAACGUGUAAUGCAGAGAGUGUCUCUCCUUGGAAGACCUUGUUUGGCAUGUAAAGAAUGGGUUCAUGAUAUUCUAUUUUAGGGAAAAUGUAGCAUUCCUGGUGAGUCCUGUGUUUUUACAACGUGCAUUGCCUUAAGUCUAUUUAAAAAGCGCCAACAAAUUCUGUAGUGCUGUACAAUAUGUGGACAUGUAAUUGCAACAAAACGAGGUGGAUGCUCGGGAACUGAGGGUUGAGAGUGCUGUUUAAUUGUGCUUACAUCAUACAGGGGUAUUCUAGUUUUAGAUUUGUUGGUUAUGUCAAAUGUAAGCUUAUUGAUUUUUAUUUUUUUUUAAUUUUGCUAGAGGUAACUGGGAAACCCUUUUUAUAGCUAGUGGUGUGACAAGUUUACUUGUGUUGUGAGUUAAUGCUGAAUUUGUCUAACUUUGGUUUGAUGGACAGCUGAAAGUUUGUGUGUCAUACAGGCAUUGUUAGUCUUUUGAGCAAUCUAUUCUUAUUUCUUUUUAGUGUUGACCCGUUCUCCAAAAAAGAUUGGUAUGAUGUUAAGGCACCAGCAAUGUUCAACAUUCGUAACCUGGGGAAGACUCUGGUCACCAGAACACAGGGAACCAGUAAGUACCACUUGUUUAUAUCCUUAAGUAAACUGCUAGGACUAACUGAGCAGGCCAUUACAUUUGUUACUCUAAUUUUAUUAAUGAGUAAUAAGUUGGUGCCCUAUGAUAUAUCCCUUUUCAUUUUUGCAAAAUGCUUGACAAGCUAAUCUUUGCAUUUUUAUGUUCGCAUAUCCUAAAGUUUUUUUUGUUUUUCUUUUGAUUUCAAACACCAUGAAUACUAUUAAAACUACUGCUAAAAGCAAACUUGCAUUACAACCAGUAGUUAUGGUUUGGUCUCUGAGAGAAAUUGACUUUUCAUGCUCCUAUUUUGCCUCUUACUAUCUAGUUUACAUCGUGCUGCUCAUCGCUCUCACAGAACCAGCAAGAAUAUUUUUAAAGACAUGCUACCUUCAUAAUCCUUGUUAAAUCUGUACAGGAGACGUUUAAACACUGUUUUGUUUUUCGUUUUUACUCUAUUGACAGUAAAUAUGUGUAUUUGUGUGAAUUAUUCAAAAAUAUUUCUCUCCACCAAUGCAGAUAAUAGUAGUAUGUUCUCAAUAAAUUAUUAGUCUAUUGAAUUAUUUUUAAUUUCUUCUGCUGCAUAUUUGGAAUAGCUUUAUUCCUUACGAUUUCCAUCCAUUUAAACAGAAAUUGCCUCUGAUGGGCUCAAGGGUCGUGUCUUUGAGGUGAGCCUUGCUGACCUGCAAAAUGAUGAAGUGGCUUUCCGUAAAUUCAAGCUGAUUACUGAAGAUGUCCAGGGCAAGAACUGUCUAACCAACUUCCAUGGCAUGGAUCUGACCCGUGACAAAAUGUGCUCCAUGGUCAAGAAGUGGCAGGUAGGACCUUGUCUUCAUUCUCUUAUGUGCAUCUUGCAGCAGGUUAUUGUAAGGCACUACUCCUGAUUAAAGCAAUGACUGGCAAAUUGUACUACAGUUACAGAAUGUGCACUGAAUCCUAGCGAACAAGAGCAUUCUUAAUUCCACAUUUGCAUGUAUUUCCUCCCCCCCAACCCCAUGCAGCAUGUAUAUACCACUUUAUUGAGCAAUAUAGACUGCCAAAAUAAAGGAGUGUCUAAUACUGUAAAACGUUUGCAUCCAUUUGCAAUCCUGAUCAGUGCAUGGUGUAAAAUUACUUGUCCCCAGACAACUUAUAUUGGGCUUACUUGCAAUCUUGUAUUGUGUGAAUGCUCACUAUUUGUUAUUGACUAGCAUGGUGUAAAGUGUAUGUAUUACCUCAUAUGCAUGCGAAAAGCAGUUUCUUUGACUCUCCAUGUGCUUGAUACUGCAUCUACUCAUGCCUACUCUCAAUGGGAUAAGUUUGUGUAUGUGUCUUGGUGUGCCUGAAUUCACUGAUUUAUAUAUGAGUAUAGUGAUUCUUUGGAGGGCUACCACCCCCUUCUAGUUAAACUUUAAAUCUCUAGAUCUUAGAGGUAUUUUCACUAAAUGGCAAAAUUCUGACUAGAAAGGUGGAAGAAUUUCGUCAGAUUUUUGCCGUUUGGAUUUUAAUGAAUAACACAUUUAGAGUAAAUAUCUUUCUCUGUGGUGAAACAUGACAAGAUAUUGGUCGUAUAUGACCUAUUGUGAUUAUGGUUUGAUAUUUCUCUGACUUUCCCUAUUCUGAGAAUUCUAAUAUUCAGUGUUUAUUCUUGUAGUUCAGUUGAUUUCCUUAGUCUACCCAUUUCUUUCCAUGGGAAUGUGUUUAACAUAUGAUUUUAUGCUCUUCAUAUUGCUAACCUAGUUUAUGUCCCAAUUUUCUUUUUAUUUGGGGAGAAGUGGGUGCAGGGGGUGUACAGCUUUCUCAUUGAAGUGAUUAUAGUGCCUGAAGUAAGCUGGCACACUCCGUCCAUUAAAUAAACCGUUUAAAUGCUAAACAAGAGUCCCUGCAUCCUGUCCCCAUUUUUGUUGAUUGGGCUAACACAGCAUUAGCCUGAGUAGCAAUGAUUGGCUGUCAGCUGACUACCAUUGCGCCUAAGAAUCGUUAUUUCUACGUGAAGUGUGUAAGUUCUGCUUUAGCCAGACCUCCAGUGGGGGUCAUGGUGUGGAAAACCAUGGAUCUCCGGUGUUAAACUACUUGAAAGCUGUUUAACGCUGAAUGGAGUAACAGUACCAGGGCACUAAUACCACUUCACUGAGAUUAAAUGGUUCGUGGCUACAGUGUCCUUAAAGGCACACUGCAAAACUAGCUUGCUUAAAGUUUUUGUGUGGAUCAUGUCCCUGCAGUCUCACUGCUCAAUUCUCUGCCACUUAGGAGUUAAAUCACUUUGUUUAUGCAGUCCUAGCCACACACCUCUGCAUGUGACUUACACAGCAAUGCUAAACAUGUCCUGUAAAGUAAUAUCUAAUGUUUACACUUUUAUUAAUGCAAAUUCUGAAUUGAGCAGUGAAGCUUCAGAGGCAUGAUCUAUACAAAAAACUGCGUCAUUAGCUAAAGUUGUAUUUGUGCCUAUAGUGUCCCUCUAAAGUUUAGAAUCUCCUGCAUUCAAGGAGUAUAGUGUAAACUAGUUACAUUGAGCAUGGCUUCUGAUUUAAAGAAAAUAAGGGGGGAUGUGAGGGGGGCUGUGUUGCUCUAUUGUUGCAUGACCCUGAGAUGUGAUAGACAUAUUAAUACACAGUGAUCUACUGUGGAGGUGUGCUUUUAGCUAGUACAGAUCGGCACAACCUCAUACUGCUGGCUGAGGUUUUUAAAGGAACACUCCAAGCACCAUGACCACUACGGCCCACCGUUUGGCAUGGUUUGACAAACUCCUGGAUUUCCUGUGGCGUCUGCGUCACACGCAGACUUCUCCUGCCUGGAGAACCUGAUUCUCCUGCAGGAUGUAGGAUAUGGUGCCUGGCGGGAAACAUGUAAGCUGUACCACUGUACUAAAAUGGUUAGACUACUUAAAGUGGGUUUAUUAUGGUGCUUGGAGUGUUCCUCUAAUUCUGGAGUCUCCAAGAACCAGAAGACCCCAACCACCACCACCUUCAAGUCUGUUUUUGAAAUUGAGCCUUUGAAUUCUGUCUAAGGCUGCCUUUUCUGUCUCCAUUUGUUGUAGUUGCAGCAUGUGAGAAAGAAAUGGAGACUUAGCUGGCUGUGUUAAGUGCAGAAUGGCACAUAACCUAGUACUGGUUUUGCUGUGAUGUCCACCUAUAUUAUAAUAUAUUGUAUAACAUACUAAUGUUACAAUGUGGAUAUAGUGUAGAGCAAUACUUUUUUUUUUUUUGGUACCCAGUAUUUCCUGGACACCUGUAACUUUGUAUUCAACAUAGCAGCAUGUGAUUUAUCAAGCCUUCUGUGCUUUGUACCUCACAAUACAUAAACAACUUGCCAUUAUCCAUAUCUGCUAUUGAUAUAUAUAUAUAGUUUGCACAGUAGGCACCCAGACCACCUUAGCUCAUUGAAGUUGCUUGGGUACAGUGUCCCUAGAAUGUUAACAUUGCAGCACUAAGUUAGACUCUACCAGAGGAGGGCUUCAUGAUUUGAAAAGGGACCUUUGGUCCAGUAUCUGACGCUGUACGUCCUCGUGCUAUGCAUGAGCACAUCCGGCAUCAGGCUUUUUUUUUUUUUUUUGUGUGUAGGAAUGCAUUGAUAUAAUUCUUUCCUACGGGAUGAUCUAAUGCCUGCGUGGUAUUUGAGCGCAAACACAUUAGAGCAUGCUGAGGAGGAGCUUUGCCCCAGCGUCGAGGGACAAGGUAAGUAAAUAUAUAAUUAUAUUUUGAAAUAUGGAUGCUGCGUGGUAUUUAAACUAAUUAACUUAAAACACAACACCCAUAUCACACAUCCAUUCCACUUAAAGGGACUCUUCAGUGCCAGGAAAACAUAUCCGACUAAAACCCCAUCAGUGACUUACCUGAAUCCUUCUGCACUGGGUCAGGCUUCGCCCAUGCUCCUCCCCCGCCACCGUCACCUGGCGGGGAGACCCAAGGCGCAUCCGCACAAUGGUCGCAUGCGUGCAUUAGACCUCCCCAAAGGAAAGCAUUAUUUAAUGCUUUCCUAUGGGGAUUCCAGCAACGCUGGAGGUCCUCAUGCAUAGCGUGAGGACGCCCAGCGUCAUUAAAAACACUUUUUGUGUUCUAAGCCACUAGAGGAAGACUUAACCCUGCAAGGUAACUGCAAUAAUUACACUUGCAGGGUUAACGGUGGUGGGAGUUUUGGCACCCAGAACACUCCAAUGGCCGGAAGUGAUCUGGGUGCCUGGAGUGUCCCUUUAAUGUGCCAUCCCUGAAGGUACAACACUUGCAAAAGGCCUCCAUUGCAUACAUCACUCAUUUCUCUGCAGCAAUAGACCUAGCACAAAUUAUGUCCCUCUGUUUUUUUUUUGUUUUUUUUUCACCUUCCUGUCACUGACUCUUAUGUCUAAAGGUCUUUAGAAUUGUACAGUAAACUUGCAAGAUGCAAUUCUGGAUCCUGUGACAUGAUUCCUUGUGUUAACGUUUAGUUUUGCUUUUAGCUCUGUGAGCCACAAAGUCUGCUUGCACCGAAUCUGGCAUCAACGCGCUCCAUAGACAUUUUUGGACAAUGGAAACACUGUUAUCUUAUAAACUCUUGAGUUGUUAGGAAUUACUAUUGCAAAUGUGCAAUAGUAACACUUCCAGUUCCAUGGUUAAUUCCAGGUAAUUAAAUUUUAGGAAAUAAUCGUGAUGCUUAUCCUCUAGUGAGUGGUUAUACAACUCUUUGCUUUGUAACUUUGCAUACUGUAGGAGACAUGUUGCAUUCUGGGAAAUGUACCACUAGCAGUUUGAUUCCCAGAAAUCUCCUGGUGUUUUCUUAUUUGAGUCAGGGGGAGAGGUGCAUGCAUUUGCAGUGGCUUCUGUUUUACUUUUAAAUAAAAAAAACUUUCGUAAGUGUAUGUUUGGCAUUUGUUACAAACUAAACAAUGCCUGUGUAUUCUGUAAUUGUUCCAUUCAAUGCAAUAUGAACCCUGCCUGCCAGUUCCUGUAACAUGCCUUUUACAAAAACUGCAGUGCGAAGUCUGUAUGCUUCUAAGGAAAAUCUUUAUUUAGGCACAAAUGGCGAAACACAUAUCCAAGUUUUCACAUUUGUGUUUUACUUUUGUUAUACAGCAGAAAUACAAUACGUACAAAUAUGCACUUAUCCAUGCGGGGUCUCAUCCAGGCCAGAAUUUUUAAUGUCCAGGACCGGCCCUGAGUUUCCAUAAACCCCUCCAUGUAAUCCUGUCCUUGUAUAGCUGUUAGACUAGUACAGGGGUAGGCAACCUAUGUCACUCAAGGUGCCAUGCACGUCACUCAAGGUGCCAUGCACGUCACUCAAGGUGCCAUGCACGUCACUCAAGGUGCCAUGCACGUCACUCAAGGUGCCAUGCACGUCACUCAAGGUGCCAUGCACGUCACUCAAGGUGCCAUGCACGUCACUCAAGGUGCCAUGCACGUCACUCAAGGUGCCCUGCACGUCACUCAAGGUGCCCUGCACGUCACUCAAGGUGCCCUGCACGUCACUCAAGGUGCCCUGCACGUCACUCAAGGUGCCCUGCACGUCACUCAAGGUGCCCUGCACGUCACUCAAGGUGCCCAUGCACGUCACUCAAGGUGCCCAUGCACGUCACUCAAGGUGCCCAUGCACGUCACUCAAGGUGCCCAUGCACGUCACUCAAGGUGCCCAUGCACGUCACUCAAGGUGCCCAUGCACGUCACUCAAGGUGCCCAUGCACGUCACUCAAGGUGCCCAUGCACGUCACUCAAGGCUGCUAGAGCCAGAGAGGCUCUGGCCUAUCAAGAGUCCCAGUGAAACUUGUGAUAUCUGCUAAUACGAAGAGGUGGUGAAGGACAAUCCUCAAUUUAUGCAUUGCAGCACAUAGAGGAAGUGAUCUCAGAUCACUUCCUCCCAGCACUUGUGAAUGGGAAUCCACACUGUAGUAGAGCAGCUGCUAUUGCAGCUCCUGUCCUUGACCUGUGCCUGGUCCCCACUGGAACCCAGGGAGCCACCCACACUGCUAGAUAUACACAGAAAUGCAGAAUAACUCUCCCCUCACAAAUAAUACGAACAGCCUACACACAAUCCCCACAAACGCAACACCACUAACAAGCCACAUACAUGCACACAACGCCACAUGCAGCCUCUCACAUGCAAUAACCCAAACAGCCCCCACACACUACCAAACACACAGUGACAUAUCCAUCCACACACAAUUCCACAAGCAGCCCUCAUACACAGCCCACAUUCAUAUGUAUCAUACACGAUACCAUAAACUACUAAUGAACAUAUACAAUAUAAUAGCUCAUAUACGCACAAAUACGAUACAAAGCAAUUACAGUAAAAAUAACACAAGCAGAAUACGGCCCCAUAUACACCUAAAUUUAAAAAAAAAAAAAUAGGAUUGGACAUCACAAUCCUAUAUCUGCACAGUACAGCUAAAAGGUUGCCUACCCCUGGACUAGUAGGCUGACAUGGAUGCCUGCAAUACUAACGUACGUGUUCAAAAUAUAAAUCUUCUAAAACACUUUAAAUGUAGAUUUUGCUUUUAAUCUGGCAUUUACAAAAUUGUCAAGGCAAAAACUUCCAUGCUCUGCCAUUUUGAAGCAAUCCCUAUCUUGCAGUCACGGAUAACCGUUUCAACAACUUCCUGCCCUGUUUUUACCGUCUAUAUUUUAAAUACAGGGAGUUUGGAUGUCAGAUGUAUUUUACUGUUUUGUCUUUAAAACUUUUAAGCUUUUAUGUAAUUCUGCAAAUUAUUUUGUCCUUGUAGACAAUGAUUGAGGCCCAUGUUGAUGUGAAGACCACAGAUGGCUAUCUGCUCCGCCUGUUCUGUGUGGGAUUUACCAAAAAGCGUAAUAAUCAGAUCAGGAAGACAUCCUAUGCCCAACAUCAGCAGGUCCGUCAGAUCCGCAAGAAGAUGAUGGAAAUCAUGACUCGUGAAGUGCAGAUAAAUGACCUGAAGGAAGUUGUUAACAAACUGUAAGUUUUCUUAGAAGUGAUUUUGUGUUUUUAGUUAUUUUGUUCUGAAGGGGAAGAAUGAUGACGAAGAUUCGGUCCCAUAUGAACGAACGUGAUUAUGGUUUGAGAUCAUUCUGAUUUUUUUCCAUGAUCAUUUUAGUUUCUUCAUCUUGGUUGACUAUUCCCAUAGACUCUGACUUAGUCUCUUCCUUGUGUAUAAAUGUCAGGUGACCAGGAUUUCUGUCACAAAAAGUCCCGCUUAUUUGUCCUUAGCCUUAUUUAUGUGUCUUACGACAUUUCACCUAUUAAAAAAAAUGCUUUUCCUUACGUCAGUGAAAACUAUGUAGUCCGGGCACUCAGGGUCUUUAUAAAGCAGCAGAUUUAUUAGAAAAACAUUGCAGUUUCUGUCCCCAAUGGGAUCUUUGUCAGUCUGACAAAGAUCCCAUUGUGGACUGAAACACUGCUGUUUCUGCAAGCCCUAGGUAUAGUGAUGAGUGCGGAUCCCUCCCUUGUUUGCCUUAGAUCAGGUGAUGGUUCUGUAAAUGAGCCACAGCAAAAGUUACUUCCAGAUUCCAGAUUUGGAUAAUUCGAGAGAUGGGAAAUUAUUCCAUUAGCUAUAGCUGUAUAAAAUUAUGCAGGCAUUUAUAUUUGUCACUAAUUACUUAGGACAAUCAUUUUCUUUGCAGAACAGUUCAAUUUUGCUUUCACCUUGAUCCUGCUAUGGUGGUGUCUGACUUACUGAUUUAUUCUUAUUAAAUACUCACAGGAUUCCAGACAGCAUAGGCAAAGACAUUGAAAAGGCCUGCCAGUCAAUCUAUCCUCUACAUGAUGUCUAUGUACGCAAAGUGAAGAUGCUGAAAAAGCCCAAGUUUGAGCGUAAGUUCCUUUUUUUUUUUUUUAAGUUAUUUUUCACCUCCGUAAUGUGGAAAUAUUUUCCGCUGGUUAACAUAUAUUCAGAUUUUCAUUCCUUGAACUAUGCUUUACUCCCCUCCAUGCGAGAUACAACAAUUGACACUCUUACAAUUCUAAAAUGGUUGUAACAUAGACUAGAUUAGAUUUCUUAGAUGUCUGCAUUCAGUUUCUCUGGCCUUAGUGCCAUAUCAUCUAUCACUAAUGUAUAUCAUGGUUUCUCUUUUAGUGGGCAAACUAAUGGAACUGCAUGGAGAAGGUGGUAGUGCUGGCAAACCUGCUGGCGAUGAGACUGGCGCUAAAGUGGAGCGGGCUGAUGGUUAUGAACCCCCAGUACAGGAAUCUGUCUAAAAUGGUUAAACUGAAUUUGGCCCUGUAAAAUAAACACAUGUUCAUAAAAUGUUCCUGUGUUAGUUUUUUUUUUUUUGGGCGGGGGGGAGU
Molecule: messenger RNA, 9354 nt
Organism: Pelobates cultripes (western spadefoot toad)
Lineage: Eukaryota; Metazoa; Chordata; Amphibia; Anura; Pelobatidae
Source: the annotation of a GenBank genome assembly